This is a messenger RNA of Engraulis encrasicolus (European anchovy), 9284 nucleotides long. It is a transcript of the gene dennd4a, whose product is annotated as DENN/MADD domain containing 4A. The transcript is spliced from 31 exons. The record is from RefSeq and is a predicted model, not a curated record. The coding region runs from base 274 to 6153 and encodes 1959 amino acids. Gene Ontology annotation, biological process: regulation of Rab protein signal transduction. Lineage: Eukaryota; Metazoa; Chordata; Actinopteri; Clupeiformes; Engraulidae. Gene Ontology annotation, cellular component: cytoplasmic vesicle. Gene Ontology annotation, molecular function: protein binding.
CAUCCAACCAAGUGGAAAUACAGAUGUGUGUUCUCUCGUAUUCUAACCCUAAACGCAUUCACUGCCAACGACUUCAAGCAGAAGAAAACGUGUGAAUAACAUUAAAAUGGUGGAUUUUCUAAAUCUCCAGGCUUUGAAGAAUAGUGGACUCUUACCAGCCUAAGUUGAUUUGAAGCGUUGAUUCCGUGCGAGAAGACAAUGUGCCGAGGAGCUCUCCAUCAGUAAACAACCGACGUUUUCAUGCAAUAUCUGUGUGUGUGAGGGGGAUGGGAUAUGAUGGAGGAAAAGAGCAGCAGUCCUCGCGUCGCCGACUACUUUGUGGUGGCCGGCCUCACCGCCUCCUCUAAGCCUCUGGAGGAGGAGGAUGAGGAGCGCAGCAUCAGUACCAGCAGCAAUGGCCUCACCGGCGGUGGGCCCGGCGCCCAGGCCAAGGCCCCCAUCACGGACGUGGCGGUGGUGAUCCGCUCCCAGGGCGAGGAGGUGCCCCGCGGCUACACCUGUGUGGAGACCACCCCCUCCGGGCUGCCCGCCGAGCUCAAUGGAGGUGCCCUCAUGGGGCCCCAGAUAUUCCUCUGCUACCGCCGGGGACGGGACAAGCCCCCACUCACUGACCUAGGGGUGCUCUACGAAUGGCGCGAGAAGCUGAAGCCGGGCUGCCACCUCAUCCAGACCACGCCCUCGGGUCGGCCGGCCAACAUCAGCAGCUCCUCCUCCCAGCGCAUCUACAUCACCUACCGCCGCGCCCACGAGAGCCACUCGCACGCCUCGCUGGCGGUCACCGACAUCUGCGUCAUCGUCCCGGGCAAAGGGGAGACGCCGCCGCACACCUACUGCAAAGUGGACAAGAAUCUCAACAGCAGCAUGUGGGGGUCGUCUGUGUACCUCUGCUACAAGAAGUCUCUGGCCAAAAGCAACACGUUGGCAUUCAAAGCAGGUCUGCUCUCCCGGUUCCCGGAGGAGGACUAUGAGUCGUUCCCGCUGCCCGAGUCGGUGCCCCUCUUCUGCCUGCCCAUGGGGGCCUCUAUCGAGUGCUGGCCGGCCCACACCAAGUACUCCCUGCCAGUCUUCUCCACCUUCGUACUCACCGGGGCCUCUGGGGAAAAGGUGUACGGGGCUGCCAUCCAGUUCUACGAGCCCUACCCAGAGGAACAGCUGACUGAGAGGCAGCGUACUCAGCUGGGCCUGCAGGGAGGAGGAGGUGGAGGAGUUGGAGGAGGAGGAGGGCUGAAGCCAGAGGUGGCCAUGACGGUCCACACCAACAAGAGCAUCUGCCUGCUCUCCCACUGGCCCUUCUUCGACGUCUUCCGCAGCUUCCUGACCUUCCUGUACCGAUACUCCAUCUCCGGCCCACACAUCCUGCCCAUAGAGAAGCACAUCUCCCACUUCAUGCACAAAGUGCCCUUCCCUUCCUCACAGAGGCCCCGCAUCUUGGUCCAGCUGUCCCCACAUGAUAGUCUGCUGCUGAGCCAGCCCGUGUCCUCUCCUCUACCCUUGAGCGGUGGUCGUCUCUCCACGCUGCUGUUGAACCUGGGUCCUAAAAACGCCGCCUCGCUGCUGGUGUUGGCCGUGACGGAGCACAAGAUCCUGCUGCACUCGCUACGUCCUGCGGUCCUCACCAGCGUGGCCGAGGCUCUGGUGUCGAUGAUCUUUCCGUUCCACUGGCCGUGCCCGUACAUCCCCCUGUGCCCGCUGGCCCUGGCCGACGUGCUGAGCGCCCCGUGCCCCUUCAUCGUGGGCGUGGACUCCCGCUACUUCGACCUGUACGAGCCGCCUGCCGACGUCAGCUGCGUGGACCUGGACACCAACACCAUCUCCCACAAAGAGGACCGACGCUCGCUGACCUGGAAGAUUCUGCCGAGGAAGGCCUGCAAACAUCUGAUCAACGCCCUGAGCAGCCUACACCAACAACUGGUGGAGGGUGAUCUGGUGAUGCGUGAGGACGGUCAGCUGGACCCCGCCCUGAGCGAUCGCGACCCAGGCGGGGGCUCCGGAGGCGGGGGCAAGAGCCUGCACACGCUGGAGCUGGAGAUCCAGGAGGCCUUCCUGCGCUUCAUGGCGGCCAUCUUGAAAGGCUACCGCUCCUACCUGCUGCCCAUCACCCAGGCGCCCUCGGAGAAGGCCACCGACGCCAGCUCCCUCUUCGACCUGCAGGGGUUUCUGAAGAGCCGUGACCGCUCGCACCAGAAGUUCUAUUCGCUCAUGACCAGGACCCAGAUGUUCAUCCGCUUCAUCGAGGAGUGCUCUUUUGUCAGCGACAAGGAUGCCAGUCUGGCCUUCUUCGACGACUGUGUUGACAAGGUGGACAGUGACAAGCUGGAAGAUGCUCGGCUGAUAGAGCUGGAUAAGUCCCACCGCAGUGAGCACACCGUCUUCGUGACCCCGCCCGAGCUGCCCCCCGCACUAGAGGGAGAGGAGCCCAACGCACACUACAGUUACGCCGGCUUCCCCGUGCUGAGCAGCGAGCUGUGCCAGUCCCAGGAGGGCCAGAACAUUGCCAUGGCAACAUCAGCCACCCGCCAUGCCAGCCCCACUAGCCCCGCUGCCAUGUUCAGACGAUCAAAACAGGAGAUCAAGCUGGCUCAGAAGAUGGCGAAGACCUACUCCUCCAUGCCCCAGAUGUGGUCCAAGUGUCUGCUGCGCCACGUGCACGGCCUGUGGUUCAUCUGCCUGCCCGCCUACCUGGGCGCCUGCCACUCCAAGGUGCGCGCCCUGCGCACCGCCUACGACCUACUAAGGACCAUGCAGGACAAGAAGCUGCAGCCGCCCGACGAGGUGUGUUACCGUGUGCUGAUGCAGCUGUGUGGUCAGUAUGGGCAGCCGGUGCUGGCGGUGAGAGUCCUGUUCGAGAUGAAGAAGGCUGGAGUGCAGCCCAACGCCAUCACGUACGGCUACUACAACAGGGCGGUGCUGGAGAGCACGUGGCCGUCGGCCACCAGGGGGGGCUACUUCCUGUGGGGGAAGCUGCGGAACGUGCUGCGCGGCGUGGUGCAGUUCAAGCAGGUGUGGCGAAGGCAGGCCGCAGCCUCCCGGGAGACACACCUCUCAGACGCCAGUGAUCUGGACAGCCUGAGCCAUGGCAGCGUGGAUAGUGCUAACGACUCGGCCGAGCGAACCUCCCUCGACACCGACUUCACCAAGAUGGACUCCAGCGACGACAGAUCAAGCACAGGAGGCCAGUCCGACCAGGGCUACGACUCCCUCUCCAAGGAGGAGGUGCGCCUGGACAGGAGAGGAGGAGGUGAAGAGCAGGUCAGCGGCAGCCCUCCUCGUGACACGCUGAAAGAGGAGAAGGAGGAAGGGGGGGAUGAAGAAGAAGAAAAAGAGGGAAGAAAGAAAAGCAGGACGAAGGGGAGCGACGCCCCUGCCCCUGGGGAACACGGUGUAAGUCCCAGAGAAACAGGCUCCAUCCCUGAGUGCAGCACUUUGACCGGCUUCAGCUCCGGGCAUCCGUCCACGUCAGCACAGCCGCCCACGACCGACGCGGACGCGGAGUCUGGAGUCACCGGAACCGGAACGGGAACCGGAACAGCCGUGACAGGAGCGCAGCCCAAGAGGCCCAGGCCCAACUCCCUGGACAUAUUUGGGGAACAUCCGGCUCCUCGUGCCCACCACUCUCCACGUGUCAGCCCUCUCACCACCACCGCCUCCAACUCCUCAUCAGCUGAGGAGAAGCAGAGGAAGAGUGGCGAGAAAGAGGAACUGGAGAAGGAGGAGCAGGAGGAGGAGUAUGGUGGGAGUGGAGGAGGAGUAGUGGAGGGGUCUAGAACCAAAGCUAACGUGGAGAGGAGUGUGAGCUGCGGAGGGGUUUCCUUGGUGCAGAGCGCAGGCGUGGAGAGGAGCGCCAGUGUCGGAGCCGGACUGAGCGGCAUGGUCAAGCGCAGCGGCAUCCAGGCUGGCUUUGACCCGCUCUCCUUAUUCGCCGCCGAGACGGAAACCUCCACGCCCCCGCAGACCCCAGGAGAAGGGGACAGGGAAGGGGACGUUGGGACGGCGACUGUGACUGCGACUGCGGCAGCCGCGCCACCCGGUACCCCCACCGCGUCCCGCCACCUGGCCGAGGAGAUCCGCCUCCACAUGGACAACCUGAGCAGCCCCAGCAGCAGCCGCCCGCACUGCUUGGACCAGCGGGGCCACCGUACUCCCGUCUCCUCCCCUCUCGGCUCUCCCAGACAAUCGUCCACCACCCUCGCGGCCAAGCAGCAGCAGCAGCAGCAGCAGCAGAGCACCCCGGUCAGAAACCCGACGUCGCCGCCCGACACCCCGCAGGCGCCAACCACCCCGCAGUCCCCGCUCCAGUCCCAGCCCCAGCCCCAGCUCCGCACCCGGCUCUUCUCCUCCCCGUCCCUGCCCCAGGGAGCCCCCACCAUGCGCAGGCAGAGGGCCGGCGAGCGCAGGGAGCGGCCCACCUCCCUGGUGUCGCCCUCCUCCCCGUCGCCCACCCCCAGCUCCUUCUCCAUGGACUCGCUGUUCGCCUCGCCCACGCUGCACGUCUUCAGGAGCGGCUUCCUGUCAGCGGGGAAGGGGGUGGCGGAGAAGGCCAGUCGGCUCUACUCGCGCCUCUCCUCGCAGACCUCCUUACAGCUGGAUGCCAACUCCGACCGGGUCAGCAUCUCCUCCAUGGGCUCAGGUGACCCUGAGUGCCUGUCGCUGUUCGACGGGGAGAUUGACCCCAACGGCUUCACGUCGCCCAAGAGAGAUGGUGCUCCUCUCCUGUCCCGGCCCAGAAGGAGCCCGCGCCGAGCCAGCCAGAGCCAGGACAGCCCCACAGCGCCCCCUAGGCUCUUCCGACAGUCAUCACUCUAUGGCUCCUCUGCUGCCCUCUCCAAACCGCCCCACACUCCGGACUCCUCCCCGGACAACAACUCCCGCUCCGCCGCCCAGCAGACCUACGCCGUCCAGGUGCUGAUGUCGAGCUGCUCGCGCUGCAACACGUGUGAGUGUCUGGUGUACGAUGAGGAGAUCAUGGCCGGCUGGACGGCGGACGACUCCAACCUCAACAGCACAUGCCCCUUCUGUGGAAACCCCUUCCUGCCCCUGCUGGACGUCCAGAUCAGAGACCUCCGCACACACAACAGGUGUCUGCCUGAGGAGGCUGCAUCCUCCUCCAGUAACCUGAGCCCUGAGAGCUCGGAGCAGACUGCCACCCCCACUACCGCCCCCUCAACGCCCACCUCAGACCAAACCACUGACCCCGACCCCACCGCUCAGAGGGACACGACAGCGCCCCCCAAAGACCAAACAGGAGACCCCACUCCCUCAUCGGCCCCGUCUUCAGACCAAACCAGUGGCCCCUGUCCAUCAGCACACAAGGAGUCACAGGCUGCCACCCCCACGGACCAAACCUUGGCUGACCCUCCCGCCUGCUUAACCAAACCUUCGGAGCCGGUGCGCGUGCCCUACCUGAGUCCUCUGGUGCUGUGGAAGGAGCUGGAGUCCCUGCUGGAGAACGAGGGGGAGGCGGCCCUCAGCUCUGCCAGCGUGGUGGACCACCACCCCAUCGUCUACUGGAACCUCGUCUGGUUCUUCCGGCGCCUCGACCUGCCCAGCUGCCUGCCCGCGCUCCUGCUCAGCUCACACCACUGUCGACAAGACGGUGACAAGGACGAUGAACAGGGUUCCCCAAGUGGCUCCUCAGAGGACAGCAAGAGUGUGCUGGUGCAGGUGCAGGUGCUGUGGGACAACCCCAAACUCCACCAGGACCCCAUACAGCCCUGCUACAGGCUCUGGAGCAAACACUGUGCCAGUAUGGGAGCCAGCGUGAGCGUGUGUAGUUCAUCCGCCCUGCUGGAGGAGGAGGACCAGAGCCCAGAGCAGCAUCAGCAGCAUCAGCAGCCAGUGAGCCUGGAGGUGCUGCAGGGGGUGGUGAAGAGCAUCAAGAGGAACGACGUCUACCAGCCCAUGAGCCAGGUGCUGCAGCUGCUGGGAGACCGCUUGGGCUUCACCAGACAGAGGAGUCUGUACAGAGACCUGCUUUUCCUUUCCCUGGUGGCCUUGGGCAAGAACAGUGUUAAUAUCGAUGCCUUCGACCGCGAGUAUAAGAUGGCGUACGACCGCCUGACCCCGGGUCAGGUGAAGCUGACACACAACUGUGACCGUCCGCCCAGCGCUGGAGUCAUGGAAUGCCGACGCACUUUCGGCCUCCCCAGCCUGUAGCGACGACAUUUAUUCACCCUUUCCCUCCACACACGCACGCACAUACGCAUGCACGCGCACACACACACACGCACACGUACAUACACGCACACACACACAUUCCAGCACCUUUGUUAUUUCACCCCAAACUCCUGACCCAGCCCCCUUUCCUCUCCUUGACAGAAGGCUGGAUGCUUGACCGACGUUGGAUAUACAAUGAGUCAAGCCUCAAACUUUCCCUCAACCGCAGACCCUUACUCUCAUACAAAUACACAUGUACAUCUACACACAUACAUUCAAAUACAUGAACUAUUCCCUUCCUUCUUUUUCGAGGAAGCACCAUGUAACCAAAGCCACCUCCAUGUUGUUCUUACUUGACUAGUAGCCAGGUUCACUCUGUUUGGGGGGAUCGAAUUUGUUCCUCCUUUAGAGACUUGUCCCCUUUUCCCCUGAUGUUUGCUCUGGUCUACUGUGUCUCUGGUCUAGUCUGUCUCUCUGUCCUGUCUGCUUUCUUCGGAGGAACUCCUGUGUGCGUGCGUAUUGUGUUAAUCUCUUAUCUGUCUAAAUCACUUGUCACCACUUGCCCAAAAAGGUACGGUAUAGUUCCUUACACUAGAAGCGGACAAACUGGCUUGAGAACGUAACAGUGCUGUAAAUGAAAAGAGUUGGGAGUCCUGUCAUAUAUUCAUUCUGCCUCUUCUCCCUAUCCACCUUAUUCCGCCGUGCCCAUUUCAACAGCUGGCAUAAAAUUUGUGUCCCGCUAGUUCCAGUUAAUCGUCGCCAUUGAUGUCUGUGGGGGGUGGUUGUCCUCAGACAAAAUGUGAAAGUAGAGUUCUUAAAAGUGUGAUCUGAUGAUUGGCAAUAUGAUCAUUCAAAUUUAGAUGCUACACUGUAGAGAUUCUGGGCCCCUUUGACCUUUGAGCCCCAUGGGCCUUGGCUGAUCCAUCCUUGCAUGCACCUAGCUGAACAGGUGUGCUAACUGUGAUCGGCUGGUUGACUGACUCUAACAAAUACAUAUGACAGGACUUUUACUUUCUCAAACCCCAAGAUGUCCGCCUCUAUUCUUCACACUACCCCACUAUUAAAAAAACACACUAGAAACCACUCAGGAAAACAAAAAAAUGUUUUUUCUCACAGUUCACAUAGUUUAGGAGCAAUAUUUAAACUGCUCAGGUCAUGCCCCUUGUCCCAGCCUUGGACCUUAAGACAGUCGACAUGGGCUGGGCGAGGAGAUUUUGGGACCACUAGAAAAUGUUCACACCCAGUCUUUAAGUCACUUGGAUGUCACAGGUUGAAAAAGAAGCACUUAGCGUAUAAGCACAAAGACUAUCACCUUGGCAGCAGCUAGUUCAUUAGCUAGCUACCUAGCUAGGCUGCUCUCGCAUUCCUCUCACGUUGUCACGUUAGUGAUCAAAUGCUAGUCCUGUUGUACUCUCUUAGCACAUAGCGCAGAACAACUGGUGUUUUCACAGAUAUUUCAGGGCCACUUGGUGGUACUACAGGGGCACUUGUAUUAAAAAAAGAAGAAAAAUCACAUACAAAUAUGUAAUUCUGUACAUAAUCUAUUAUUAUUAUUGUUAUUAUAUUGCUGACAAUAUUUGUAUCAUACAAGUAUAUUUUAAAGAUGGUUGUUUACUAUAAUCGAAUUUAUGUUCAUUUGUACAAAACAUAAACAACAACUUGUUGAUAACAUGGGCUAUAUGUAGUGAGAGUGCAGUCUGUCCAUAUGAAUUGUGAAUGGUCCUGGUGACCGACCAUAUGUGUGUGACUGUGACAUGUGGCGUGGGUGCUGUUAAACAUGAGCGUGUUACAAGUGCUGGAAAACAGAACUGGACCAAAAAAAGGACACCUGUGGUUGGAGGCAGGGUUGUACAAAAUGGCCUCUCACACAGGGAGACAAAUAAGGGUUUACUACUAAACAUAGACUCACGCUGCACAGACAGAUAAAAAAAAAGCUGGAAACAAAAGGAAGAUUGAAAGUGGAGUCACUAGAAACACAUCUGCUCCCAUCUCAAACAUGAAAGUAUAGACUGUUGGAUGAUUAUUUCAAGCAUACAUUUGAGACUUUACUUUCUAAGCAUGGCGCACAUUUGAAAUGCAAUACAGCCAUGAUUUAACCUGGUGUACCAUGGCUACCACAGCUAGAGCGAUGAGCCGAUUGGCACUUGGAAACCCUGCAGUAUAUUCCAUUACAAACACUCACACAUACACGUUAUAUACCAACUGGUCCGGACCAUGACCUGGCCCUGUUCAGCCCUGAAUUGGCACUGAUACGGCCUGAAAUUGGUCUUAGUAUGCCUCUUAUGGGUGAAAUCUAAUGGAACUGUUCUUGGCUAGGAUUGGCCAUAUGUUUUAUUCUGAGCAUAACAACCCUACAUUGGCUCCAAAAAGACGAAUGUUAAGUAUCUAACUUGCAGUUUGCACACUACUUGCUGCUAGGACCCUUGAGUAUUGAGCUACCCUAGCCAUUAGGUCAGUGUUAAACCAAGACCAAUUGGAUUUUUAUUAUCAUUUUAGUCACGCGUUCCUUCACUGAGCUGACUGGCCACUGUGGCCCAAUGGCUAUGACGUGAAGGAUACCAUGUCACGGUACGUGAAGCAUUUGCACUGAAACACACACAAACACGCAAAAACACACACAAACACAGAUGUACUGCCAGGAUUUUCUAAAAGGGGUAAUGUCUCACUCCAAAGAGUUGUUUAUUGAUUGACUGAAUACACAAUCAGUAUGAAAAUGAAAGAAAGAAAGCAAAGAAAAUGGAACAAAUGUCGCUUGAGACUGCCUUAGGCUAUUGUAUUGAAGUGUUGUUGACUGUUUAGCUGACCCCUGCCACGGAAGGUACUAGUGGGCCUACACGUUUACAGUGGCUAAGAUUGACCGCCAAACUUUUCUUACAACAAACUCUAAAAUGUAAUGGAAAAAAAACUCUUGACUAUUCUGUUUCCAGUAUAUGGUAUGUAUCAUGUAUCUACUGACGUGUUUUUUUGUAAACUGCACUGUGUUGGGAUAUUGUCUUUCACACCCAAACACAUAUCCUAUAUGUUUUUUUUUCUUAUUAUGAUUUAUGUUUGUAUGCUCCAUCAUGAAUUGGAAUCUGGACUGGAUCUUCAGAAAAAUGUUUAUAACUGUAAAUAAAACACUACUGACAUGA